Anolis sagrei ordinatus is the source of this 1171-nucleotide messenger RNA. Its product is annotated as SERTA domain-containing protein 1. Gene Ontology annotation, molecular function: transcription regulator activity. The record is from RefSeq and is a predicted model, not a curated record. Gene Ontology annotation, cellular component: nucleus. Lineage: Eukaryota; Metazoa; Chordata; Lepidosauria; Squamata; Anolidae.
UCCGUCAGCAGAAGCAGCCGGGCUUCAUUCCGGAGUUGGCUGGCGCGAGAGAGGGAUGUAGGCUGCUGAUUGGCUGCCGCUAGACCGAAAGACCCCGCUGAUUGGCCUCUGAGGAGCCGGAAAAAUGUUGGCCAAGGGCAUGAAACGGAAGCGGAGCGAAGACGAGGCGCCAGACCCCCUUGUGGCCACCUCACCAUCCAGCUCCCUCUUCAGCCUCUCCGUCUCCAAACUGCACCAGAGCCUCCAACAUGUGGAACCCAACCUCCGCCACCUGGUGCUGGUGGCAAACACCCUCCGGCGCAUCCAGGGUGAGAUGCAGCCAGCCGUAAGCCCUGUUAUCCCCGCAGCCCUUGGCGGGGGAGACCCACUUGCCUCUGCUCCCGUCCCCUUGGAGCCUUGCAGGAAGCCUCCGGCACCUCUUGCCCCCCAUGUGGACGAGCUCCUGAUCUCCAACAUGGACAUCUCGGUCUUCUCCAGCAUUUUGGAGGACUUGAGUGGCAUAGAGGGUCUGGGGGACUCAUUCCAGCCCUCGCUCGGAGCGCCUGGAGACUUGCUCAGUCCAGAGCCAGAACGGACUUCCCAUCCUGGCCCUCCCAGCUCUCUAGAGAUCUUGGGCCCUGGUGGGUACCUCCUGGAAGAUGGCCUGGAGGGCCUCUUUGAAGACAUUGACACUUCCAUGUAUGACUCUGACCUCUGGUCACCCACUGAACUUCCACACCUCAAGGAAGGCUUCUCAACUACGGCGCAGGAGAAGCCGGAUUUAGCUGACCUCGACUAUCUCAUGGACAUGCUGGUGGAGGCUCAGGAGCUGUGAUAGAGAGAAAGGGAGGGUGAGGGGUUCGUGGUGGGAUGGGACAAGUGCAUGGACACAAGUGGGAUGUAAAUGAGUGGAAUGGUGGGUGGGUAAAAAGAGAAACAACGGUGAAAGUCCCAAGUGAAGCUGCCAUUCGAGGUAGCACAGAAGUCUUCAAUACCUCCUUCCCUGGAGCCAUUGGUUAACCUGGUUGUGUGAGAGUGAGAAAAAACACACACACACAGACACACACAAAAGCUAUAGCCAGCCUGAAAUAUGCCUGAUUGGAAGCCCAUCAUAUCAGUAGUUGCGGUUUUUCAAGUCACUCCUGACAUGACAAAAAAAAAGGAGUUGCUUUGAUUUGAUUGUGCAUAGCGG